AUGCUCGCUCACGUGGCUGACGCACGGUGGGUCAUCUACACUCCGGAUGCGGACAUGUGCGAAAAGGACGACGGACCGCUGAAUGGAGACGUGACGGGUGUCCGUGCAUGUCGGCCUGACGGCAUCAUCCCGAUGAGUCUGAGAGGUGCGAACAUCUACAACUUCGGUGUUGGUCGGGCGCCCGACCAGGCAACCUUCAGAGGGCUGAUGGAGGAGGCGGCUGAUCUUGUGGCGCUCGGCGGCGGCGCUGUCGCCGCGGCCGUAGCGUUGCCCGAGGUUUGGCUCUUCACGGAGUCGAACGCCACCGUCGCCAUCGGAGACGAGUGCCUGGCGGGCCCAGAGGUGGUCCUCCACAAGAGAGGGCCGGUUCACUCCACAGGAGACAUUCUGAUUGUAGGGAGCGUGCCAAAGGCGACGGUCGAGCAGUGGAGGCGCACGCGUGCUGGGACCAUCUAUGCCAGGGUGAUGACGGCGAGGUUCAAUCCAGCAGGCGAACGCUGUCGGCCGUGGUCCAGCGUCGCCGAGACGAUCAGCGAGAGUGCGAUGGACCACUGGCAGGGGACGGGGCCACGUACAGCAACCUGGGUGACUCGAGUCAUGGCUUGCCGCAACAGCGGCCCAGAAGAUCAUCAUCGGUGGUGGCGCGCUACGGCGAAGCUCAACGCAUCCGACUGGGGAGUGGCCGAGAAUGGCCAGUUGUCUUCAUACGUCGAGGCGGCGGGCAGCAUGGAUCAACUCGAGCUGUCGAACCUUGUGGUGAUUGAGAAGGCGGCCGGACGGCCGCAGACCGUCGAGUACCACGAUGGGGGCGCUGCUGGAGAUGCCGCUGGUGUCACAGGCAGCGCGGUCAUCAUGCGCGAUGAGAUGGACCUUUUCGAAGGGCGCCAGCACGUCAACCCCACAGUGUGCUGCGCGCCGAGCCUGGUCGAGCACGCGAGCAAAGAAUUCGAGAAGGAAUCGCAGAUCCAGAAGCAGGCCAGGAAAGCACGAGAAGAGCGAGCCCUUCUUCGCCAGCCCCCAGGCAAAGGAGGCGGAGGCCGCGUGUCUCUGAAGCAGUGGGCGAGGAGGCUCAGCCACGACGUCGCAGCCGCCCUCGCUGAGAUGCAUCUUGGUGGAGCCUCUAGCCCCCCUGCCGGCGCGCUGAUUUUAGGCGCAGGGCUGGAGAGACACGCGCUGCCAAACUCAUUUGGCGAGCAGAGUUUUGCAGCGAGCGACUUCAAGAUCUAUCGCGACCCAGAGUUGUGCGGGUCUGCUCGGCAGCAUGCUCUCGUUUUGCAGAGGUUGCGCGCUCGGGGCAAGAGAGCAUUCGAGAAGUGGUUGAAGAAGCUGCUCUUUGGCGUCGUCUCCGAUAACGGCGUGGCCCGACCCCGCUUGACAGUCACGCCGAUGGGCGGGGCCCGCGCUCUGUGCUGGUGCCAGACCAUCCACGAGGAGAUCUUGAGCCGCAGCUUUGCGAUCUCGAGUCGGAGUGCCCAGAUCGGCCCUCCAAGUUAUGGCCUGCUGUACUUCGGGAGCUCCGGCGGGCCCAGGAAAAUCGCCAAGUGCAAAGAGUGCGUCCAGGAGCGGGUCCUCGUUCUCACGGACUCCGCGGGCGCGCUGCUUCCGGACUGCGGCGCGCUGGCGCGUCGGCCCGUGGCAGACCCUGCCAGCGUGACUGGAGCUCCGCGCGAGGAGAGAGUGAUCUCGCGGAGUGGCGCCGUCGGGCGAGGCCUCGCCCGGGUGGCUCCGCCCUCGGCGAGUCCGCCAGAGCGGCCGCCGCAGGGGCCGCCACUGGAGGCUUACCCAGCGGAGGCUCUACUCCAGAGGCGGCGGCGCCGGGCUCGUCGGAGGCAGGGCGCCCGCGGAAGAGUCCGAGCGCUUCCAGGGAGGGCAGCGCUGGAGACCAUCGUGGCGCGGGCGCCCGCGAGGCAGUUGCACCGGCGUCUGCUGGCUCGUCUAGCGAGGCGGCCCGGGAUGGCGAUCGACCCGAUCGCGACGGGCGCGGAGCUCGACGAGUUUCAGGCGGCGCUCGUCCGCUUCCUCAAUCGGAUGAGCACCGCAGCACUGGGCGCAGCAGUGGCCGAACACCUCAACGAGGAGUUUUUCGAUGGGGGCGACCAGGGGGCAUUUCCUACCGCGCUGCGGCGGCUGGCGCCGGGCGAGUCGAGGCCCCCCGCGCCCGCGAGCGUCUUCGUCGCGCUGGCGAACGAGCUGGUCGCGCGAGGGGGGCUUCGGCAGGGUGCGGCGAUUCUGGCGGCUCAUCGCUGCUACUUGCGCCCCGGCGAGCUGUCUCGCGCGACCUGGAGCAUGGCGCGCCCUCCGGUCAGCGCAAGCGGACCGGGGGCCACGGCGACGCUGGCGCUGCGCCCGUUCGAACAGGGAGUGAGUUCCAAUACCGGCGCGUUCGACGAGACGGUGCAGAUCGAUUGGCCGCCGCUGUGUCUGGCCGGCGCGGGGUCGGUGGCCCUGGGCGAGAGCGCAGUGCAGAACGCGCGGGAGCUCGGCCUCGACGACGCGAUCGGCGAGCUCAUGAUGCACAGGCUCCAGCACUCGGGGCCGAGCGCCGACUUCCUGGUGGGCAGAUGGUCAUGGACCGCCGCGAGCGGUAGGCGGAUGGCAGCCCCGUCUCCGCCCGACGCCACUGGAGCGAUCCGGAAGCCAGGCUUCACCUGGAACGAGGCGCGGCAGCGGGUGCAGCACUCCGACGGCUCCGUCCGCACUUCGGUGACGCGGAUCUUGGACGCGGGCGGGGGCACUGCGGCGUCACCGCCCAGGCCGCGCGCCAUCGCAUCCGUCGGCCACCCGGGGCCCGUCACCAGCUUCUUCAGCAAGGCCAGCUCCUCGGGCACCGCGGAGCUGUCGCGCUCGUCGCGGGGCGGCUCGUCACGGGGCGGCUCGUCGUGGAAGUCGUCGCGAUCGUCGUCAUGCGACCCGCACGGCAGGGACGGCGACAUCUCUUCUGGGCCAGGACCCGGGUCGCGCUGCUCUUCGGGCGGGUGGGACACGUCCACCAACUCUUCGGAGCACUCCCGCCCGCGGACGCCGCCAGACGUGGCUCCCUCGCCGAACGGGCCGAACGGGCUGCUGAUGCCGGACCCGAUCAGGACGAGCACGAUGCGGCCGUCGCUGCCGACGUCAUCUCUCACCCGCCCGUACUCGAUCAGGACAAGUUUGAUGUUGCCGCCGACACUGUUCGACGACGACCAGGUCACCGAGGGGAAAGCCGAGCAGCCUCCCGCGGAGUCCAGCAGCCGGGAGACGCCCGCCAGCGCGGAGCUCGCCGCGUGCGCGCAGCCCGCGGCCGACCCGCGGGUGGUCGUGGCCGAGCCUUCGGCCGCGCGUGCGCAGAUGGGUCCACUGCUCAAGCGGGACCCGUUCGGCCGCGACGUGCCCUGCCGGCGGGAACCGCCCACCAAGGAGUGGUCGGUCGACCCGCUGGUCAAGUACCUCAGGGGCGUGGUCCAGCAGAUCGAGCACAACAUCCAAAAUCACUGCGUCCCCACCGCCGAGAAGUUGGACGCGUUUGUCUCGCGCCUGAUGGCGAAUACAGAACGGCACGUGAGACGCGCGCCGAAGAAGCGGAGACACGCGCUGCAGGUGUUGUUGUCGAGGAGAAACUUCGCGAGGCACGAGAACCAACGGGUCACAACUCCCGAGGAGCUAAAGACCACGCUGAACAGCGUGAUCGAAGACUUGUUGAGGGAUAUCAGCGGCGGGAGCUCAACCUGUCCCUCUUCGUGAACAUUCGUGAACUGACGCGCGAACGUGCACGAAUACACGUAGGCCCGCGCAGUCGCUUUCGAUUAGUGACCUGCCCCUCCCCCCCCUCCCCUGCAAGGCGCGGAUGUUAGGUUUCAGUGGCCAUGGGUACGGCCAGUGAGCUCCCGCCCACCUUGCUUUUUGUGCGGCCGCGCCCAUCGUAGCGACCCCAGGCUCGUCUUGCUGGUUCCUGUCGAAGCGCGCGCUGUCGGAGCGGGCCCCGUGUAUAUACGAUAGAGCGAGGAGGCCUCGGCAUGCGAGGCCUCGGUAUAGGCUGGGCCGGCCCGGUCGAUAUCGGCAGCGCCGGCUGGCGGGGUGCGGGCCGGAAGGGCCCCGCCGAGCCGCGGCCCAGACCGACCCAGGGGUGGAGACUGCCUGGCCAGGUUUUUCAUAGAGCUCGCGAAGGGACCAGACUUGACUGUAUGGCGUUAUUUAGGCAAGGCUGAACGCUCGCCGUACUGUUUGAUUGUGUGGCGAGAUAGGGUCAGACUUGACUGUUUGAGACCAGACUCGGUAGGGCUGCGCAUUCUACUCGCAUC
Molecule: messenger RNA, 4277 nt
Organism: Prorocentrum cordatum
Lineage: Eukaryota; Dinophyceae; Prorocentrales; Prorocentraceae
Source: the annotation of a GenBank genome assembly